AUGGCGACUACUCUACCCCCACCAAGCAAGCGUCAACGCACCGCUACAGCCGAGAAGGCAAGAGCGCAGCAAGAUGUCGACACAAUCCCUGACAACCUGGGAUCAAUCCGAGUGCAAUUUCUGGAUCAAGCCUCUGGCAUAUCAGCCGGUCCACCGGUCUCUGUGCCAGUCCGAGAUGCUACGGUGAAGAAUCUGGAGCUGCUGUUGAAUACCUUGCAGAGGAACGAUGCCUCUGAACGAAUCCCCUAUCGGUUUUCCUAUCGCUCUGACUCAUCUGAUCCCACCCGACUCGACAACGCUCUUGAUGUAUCAGAUGAUCUCUACCAUUCCCUUCUCAAGCCUGGCCUGAAGACAACCGAAGACUCUAUCAGUCUCCAAUAUACCCCCCAAGCAAUAUUUCGAGUCCGUGCCGUAUCAAGAUGCUCCUCCUCAAUACCAGGGCACGGGGAAGCCAUACUAGCAACAGCGUUCUCGCCUUCGUCAUCAUCAAGACUAGUAACAGGCAGUGGAGAUUCGACUGCUCGGAUAUUCGAUUGCGACACUGGAACACCCAUUCACACUUUGAAAGGCCACACGAGUUGGGUACUGGUAGUCAGCUGGUCUCCAGAUGAUUCGACGGUAGCUACAGGUUCGAUGGAUAACACAGUCAGAUUAUGGAACCCCAAGACUGGCGAAUCACUAGGUGCACCCCUCAAAGGUCACAGUAAAUGGACCACCAGUUUAGCGUGGGAACCUUACCAUCUCCAGACGCCUGGCCGACCACGGCUCGCCUCUUCUUCGAAAGAUUCCACCGUAAGGGUGUGGGACAUUGUCUCUAAGAGGAUCGAAUUGGUGCUCAGUGGUCACAAGGGAUCUGUAUCCUGCGUUCGCUGGGGUGGGACCGGCAAGAUAUAUACAUGUUCGCACGAUAAAACGGUAAAGAUCUGGAAUGCAAAUGACGGUACUCUCGCACAUACGCUCUCCUCCCAUGCCCAUUGGGUCAAUCAUUUGGCUCUCUCCACAGACUUUGUACUACGAACCGCCUAUCAUGACCACACCGGUCAUGUGCCACCAACGCAGGAAGGCAAGAUUGCAAAGGCAAAAGAGCGCUUUGAUAAAGCUGCAACCAUUAGCAAUGAGAUAGUUGAAAGGCUAGUGACGGCCAGUGAUGACUUCACAAUGUAUCUAUGGGAACCAUCCAAGACUACUAAACCUCUUGCUCGCCUUCUUGGGCAUCAAAAACAGGUAAAUCACGUUACGUUCUCCGCCGACGGUCUUUUCAUCGCCAGCUCUGGCUGGGACAAUCAUGUCAAGCUGUGGAAUGCAAGGGACGGGAAGUUCAUUGCUACGUUGAGAGGCCAUGUUGGGCCAGUAUAUAUGACUUGUUUUAGCCCCGACAGCAGGCUGUUGGUUAGUGGAAGCAAGGACACCACGCUGAAGGUAUGGGAAAUUAGGACUGCAAAGUUGAAAGAAGACUUGCCAGGGCAUCAGGAUGAGGUGUACGCAGUUGAUUGGAGUCCCGAUGGAAGCAAGGUUGCGAGCGGUGGGAAAGACAAGGCGGUGAGAGUGUGGAGACAUUAA
This is a messenger RNA of Letharia columbiana, 1560 nucleotides long. RefSeq lists its product as uncharacterized. NCBI's taxonomy places the organism in Eukaryota, Fungi, Ascomycota, Lecanoromycetes, Lecanorales, Parmeliaceae. The transcript is spliced from 2 exons. Bases 1 to 1560 code for a protein of 519 amino acids. Gene Ontology annotation, cellular component: nucleolus. The record is from RefSeq and is a predicted model, not a curated record. Gene Ontology annotation, molecular function: protein binding. Gene Ontology annotation, biological process: ribosomal large subunit assembly.